Molecule: messenger RNA, 660 nt
Organism: Meira miltonrushii
Lineage: Eukaryota; Fungi; Basidiomycota; Exobasidiomycetes; Exobasidiales; Brachybasidiaceae
Exons: 1
Coding region: 1-660 (219 amino acids)
Source: RefSeq, a predicted model, not a curated record
AUGAGGUUUGAUUUGUCAGCUGUUAUUGCAUUAUUGAUCAGCAAUUUAUGGUUUUUCGCUAGGAUUUGCCGAAGCCAAACGUCUCCAAAUAGAAAUAGGCGAGUCUCUCCUGAUCCUAAAGAUGUGGAUUGGUCAACUCUUCCAGAUCUCUUCCCUAUCGAUGACGAGUUACCUGGCUCAAGCCCUGCCCACAGUUCUAAAGCGACGAUACCUGAGAUGUCACACGACAGGAGUCCUGCGCCAUCAACAGUCUUUGUCAGCGAUAGGAAGAAGUUAAAAGCUGAAAGAGAAAGACGAAACAGUCAACGUCGAAAAAUUGAAUCACCAGAUGCCUAUCAAGCUAUGCUCAAACGAAAAAGGGAACAAAUGAAAUUGUACAAAUCAAGAAUGACACCAAAGCAAUUACAAAUACAUAGAGCAAAGCAUGUCAAAAAUCAAAGAGCUCAUGAAGCUAAGAUGUUGGCGGCCACAGGCUUUCGUAGUAUAUAUCAUGCUGACCUGGAGAAAUUAAGACAAAAUGAAGCACAAGGGACAAUAACACCAGAAGAUGAAAAGAAGCUCGCAAUCAUACGCAAGAAGAAUGUGAUCAGGAAUGAAAAGUAUUUUCCGCGUAAACGAGCCAGACCAAAUAAAAAGAAAGACGGUGAGCAAAGUGGGUAA